AUGUCGCUUUUAUUAGGGAGACCUUUUUAUAUCAAACCUUCAAGUGCUGGCGAUAAAAAGGCUCAGCUUAGGGAAUUAUUGUUGAUAGCUCCUGAGCUUAGGACUGACGGUCAACUUUUGGAAAUUUCGAGCUUAAUAGAGGAAAACAGCUUUUUUUCUAGAUUUGCAGGAAGUGGGCAGCUAGCUGAAAUGUCGAGAUAUAUAAAAAUAAAAAAGUACCUAUCAAAUGAAAUUAUAAUUGAACAGGCUGAAGAUAUUUAUGGGUUUUUUCUAAUCCACACAGGAAGGGUAAGGUUUGAAACUGCUUCAACGAUAUCUAAAGAUAUGAUCAAUGGUCAGUGUUUCGGUGAGAACUCAUUAAUUGAUGGAAUUCCACUUAAAGCUACAGUAAAAGCAUUAGACCCAACUGAAAUAAUAGUUUUAAAGAAGCAAACUUUUGAUUUAAUCGCAAGAUCUGUGCUCAAAUUGCAGCAUAAAGCCAAUCUUGAGUUUUUCCAUAGUCUUCCUCUAUUCCAAAAAAUGUCUGGGGAAUUUAUCAAGAAUAUUUCAAAGAAAGCUUACAUUAAAAAAUUCUCGGCAAAUCACAUUCUUAUAAAAGAAGGGGAUUAUCCUCAAGGAAUUUACAUAAUUUCAGAAGGAAGUGUCAAAUUAUCACGCACAUUGAUAUUUUCUAGCAAGGAAAACGCUAUAAAUAAAAGAAAAAUCAUUAUUGACGAGCUUGGCCCUGGUGAUAUGUUUUGUGAGCAUGCUUAUAUAACAAAACAACCUAUAGAAUAUACUGUUGUGUGCCCUAUCCCUCUAGUUUGCUAUUACAUAUCAAAGGAAGAUCUAAGGUGUUUUGAUCCUGUAUUUUUUGAAGAAUUGAAAUUAUUAUGCAAACCUUAUCCUAAGGAUGAAGAACUCAAGCAGGAAUUUUUUGAAAAGCAAAUGUGGAGGGCAUUUCGAGUAGAUAUUGUCAAGAAUAUUAAAAUUGAAAAGCAGCUUAGAAGGUAAAAUAUAUAUAGAUGUCUUGAUAAUCAAUUUAGAAAUCCAAGCUUAAUCCCGAAAAAGAAUUUGGUAUUUGAAACCAAUAGGUUUCCUAGCUUAAAAAAGAGUCGACCUUAUACAACUCCACAUAGACGCAACGCAUCAAUGUUUUAA
Blepharisma stoltei is the source of this 1140-nucleotide messenger RNA. Lineage: Eukaryota; Ciliophora; Heterotrichea; Heterotrichida; Blepharismidae. The record is from the annotation of a GenBank genome assembly.